This is a messenger RNA of Macaca mulatta (Rhesus monkey), 303 nucleotides long. RefSeq names its product bone gamma-carboxyglutamate protein (gene BGLAP). Gene Ontology annotation, biological process: regulation of cellular response to insulin stimulus; osteoblast differentiation; bone development. Lineage: Eukaryota; Metazoa; Chordata; Mammalia; Primates; Cercopithecidae. The record is from RefSeq and is marked provisional. Gene Ontology annotation, molecular function: structural constituent of bone; calcium ion binding; hydroxyapatite binding. Gene Ontology annotation, cellular component: extracellular region.
AUGAGAGCCCUCACACUCCUCGCCCUGCUGGCCCUGGCCACACUUUGCAUCACUGGCCAGGCAGGUGCGAAACCCAGCGGUGCAGAGUCCAGCAAAGGUGCAGCCUUUGUGUCCAAGCAGGAGGGCAGCGAGGUGGUGAAGAGACCCAGGCGCUACCUGUAUCAAUGGCUGGGAGCCCCAGCCCCCUACCCAGAUCCCCUGGAGCCCAAGAGGGAGGUGUGUGAGCUCAAUCCGGACUGUGACGAGCUGGCUGACCACAUCGGCUUCCAGGAGGCCUAUCGGCGCUUCUACGGCCCGGUCUAG